Molecule: messenger RNA, 2559 nt
Organism: Malaya genurostris
Lineage: Eukaryota; Metazoa; Arthropoda; Insecta; Diptera; Culicidae
Gene: Mcm10
Product: protein MCM10 homolog
Exons: 2
Coding region: 73-2421 (782 amino acids)
Biological process (GO): DNA replication; DNA replication initiation
Cellular component (GO): replication fork protection complex; nucleus
Molecular function (GO): single-stranded DNA binding; DNA replication origin binding
Source: RefSeq, a predicted model, not a curated record
UCGGGAGAAGCGCCGGUAAUUAAUCGUAUUCAUUAUUAAAAUUCGUUCCGCUGAGUUACUUAAAGUUUAAGAAUGUCAAUCAAUCAAAUCGAUCAAGAACAAAGUUCAAUUGAAAUUGAUGAAUUGGAACAAUUGCUACUCGAUGCAGAGGCUGAGGAUGCCGUUUUAAAUACAAAUAUUGUAAUUAGUCAGCCGUCUUCUACUACAGUAAUUAGUCAGUCGUCUUCAACUACAGCAAUUAAACCGCGAUUGCUGUCGCUUUCUGGAUCUACCUUCCUCAGUGGACAGGACCAAAAUAUUUGCUUGAAAGAAACUUCCCAGAAACCAACCAACAUUAAAUCAAGUGCUGUUCAUAGUGGCGAUACAGAUUCAUCUGAUGAUGAAGAAACACGAAAUUUUCUCGAAAGAAAAUAUGAUGAAUAUGGAAGAAGCAUUAACAAGCUUUUGAAACAAAAGGAGGAGGAAAAAAUAGAUUUUCAGAUUUCUAAUUUUAUCGAUCGUGCAUUGAAAAAUGCUGAAAAGGAAGCCUCUCACCUGCCUCGAAAAGUGGAAACAGCUAAAAAAAUAUCUCAAAAUGUGCAACCGUUUCCUGGUGCAAUAAAAGUGGAUAAUAUCCCAAUUGCAAAGAAUGUUAUACCAGAGGUUUUCAAAAAAAGUGUAUACACAGACCCGAUUUUUGGAAUUCGCCUUGUGCACCCUUUAGUUUCCAGCGCUAUUUUACAAGAGCGUAUGCAAGGGCGCAAACCCAUCUCAAUGGCUCGUGUUAAAGCUCACGUCGAACAUGGAGAUUUAAAGGAGGAUUGGGCUCUUGCGGGAGUUAUUGUAAGCAAAAGUUCAACGAAAACAACAUCGAAAGGCGGACAAUUCGCAAUAUGGAAAUUAAGUGAUCUUCACGGAGAUAUAAAAAUGAUAAGCUUGUUUCUCUUUUCCCAAGCCUACAAAGAGCUGUGGAAAACCGCAGAAGGUAUGGUAAUUUGUAUUUUAAAUCCUGGCGUGUUUGAUCGGAAUGAGGACCGGAACUCUGAGGUUACACUCUCGAUCGACAAGUCUGCCAAGGUGAUGGUGUUAGGACAAUCGAAAGAUUUCGGAACGUGUCGUAGUAAAAAAAAGAAUGGAGAGAAAUGUACUGCUGUUGUGAAUUUGGGAGAAUGUGAACAUUGUGUUUAUCACGUCAAACAAGAGUAUAAUAAAGCUUGCAAUCGAGGGGGACUUAUUUCUUCGACAGCUGGACGAGGACUGAACGAAUUGAGGAACAAAGUUCUCGGGAAAAGUGAGGUUUUUUAUGGUGGACAGAGUUUUUCGGCAAUCAAAGCUACAAGAAAUCCAAAACAAGACCAGAAAGAUAAAUCUCGCCUCAUGACGUUGUCAGAAUACUAUCAAUCACCCUUCCAAGGAGAUCGUAACAACAGUACUAGUACACAAAGAAGUUUGGAUUCCCUCCCGUCGUAUCGCCAGCAGCAGCUUAACAAUUCUGCUCCUAAAAAAGGGUCUGCUUCAGGAUUGGAAAUAAAUAUCAAGCAAAGGGAAAAGGAUGUUGAGCGUUUGAAGCAAUUAGGAUUAGGUGAGGCGGUACUAACUUCAUCUUCUCUUUCUAAAGGUUUGGCAAAAGGUCAUGUGAUUGAGAAUUCUCGUCCAACUGCUACCAAUGGAUUCGAAAAUCGUUCAUUUAGCAUAGAAUCGAAAAAAACGCCGCGCUUAAGUACUGGAAACUUUGUUAUCGACUUAGGCGCAUCUCCGAAACAAAUUCUCCAUUCGCGGCAAAAGGCCAUAGAAAUCAUAAAAAAGAAACCGUUGGAGAAAUCGAAUCCCAAUUUCAUUAAACACCGUGGUACCGAGGCUGGCAAGAAACGGGCAUUGGAACAAAUGGAAACUAAUGACGAAACUGGUAGUCAUGCUUCAAAAAAGCAAAAAUUGGAAUUAGAAGAAAAUGCCCGUAAAGAACGAAUACAACAGCUAAUUGCUGCAACAUCUUCCCACACGGAUCUAAUUCAGGCCCAUGAGGAUGAACAGCAGGAGAAAUAUUUCAAAGAUCUCGAACGGAAGGAAGCCAUGGAAGAAAAAAUGAUGAAUACCUUCCAAGUUGCGUGCAAAGCCGUCAUCUGUACGAACUGUAAGUAUAUUGCCUUCUCGGCAGCCGACCGCUGUAAGGAGGAACAUCAUGAACUGAAAGUCAGGGAUGCAGAGAAGCGCUUUUUUAAAUGUGCUGAUUGUGGAAAUCGGACGGUUAGUUUGCAUCGAUUACCAAAGACUUCAUGCCGCAAUUGCCAGAGCUCACGAUGGGAACGUUGUGCGAUGAUGCGUGACAGAAAUGGACCACUGAUCGGAGCAUCAUUAUCAAUUCGCGGUGAUGAGGAAAAAUUUUUAGGAAGCUGUGCCAAUUCUGCCAAUUUAAACCUAUUGGUACCCGUUGAGGACUGUUGACUACGAAGUAGGUAAGUUCUUAACGUAUAGCUGAAAUUUUCAAACGAUACUAAUUGUAAGAUAUAUUUUUGAUGAAUUGAUUUAUUGAUGAAAUGUAUAUUGACGUUAAGAAUAAUAAAAACUGAAUAGAAGGUUUAU